AUGUACCAGCAAAAAGACGAGAAGACGUUGAUGAUCGAGGCUGAGGGCCUUCGCAAGAUUGCCUUCUUCGGUAUCUGCAUCAGUACCGUCGCCACAUUGACUGCCAUCGUCGCCAUUCCAUCGCUGUACAACUACAUGCAAACCGUCCAAUCCACCCUCCAAACUGAGGUCGACUUCUGCGUCCACCGUACCAACGGACUCUUCGAGCAAUACGAGCGCAUCAAGGGAGUUAAGAAACUCGUGAAACGUCAAGCCGGAUACGGAGCCGCACCAGAGUACUCUACCGAUGCUGCUGUCUCUGCCCCAUCUGCCGAAGCCGGAGGUCAAUGCUGCUCAUGCGGAUCUGGACCAGCUGGACCACCAGGAAGCCCAGGAGAGGACGGACACGACGGAAACGACGGACAACCAGGACCAGACGGACAACCAGGAUCUGACGCCCCAGCUGAGGCUAUCCCAACUGCUGAUGACUUCUGCUUCGACUGCCCAGCCGGACCACCAGGAGCACCAGGAAACGCCGGACCAAAGGGAGCCCCAGGAAACGCUGGAGCCAACGGAAACGACGGACAACCAGGACAACCAGGAGCCCCAGGAAACGACGGACCACAAGGACCACCAGGACAAGACGGAGCUGCUGGACAACCAGGACAAGACGGACAGCCAGGAGUUGUCGAGGAGGUCGCCGUCCCACCAGGCCCACCAGGACCAGCUGGAGCCCCAGGAGCCCCAGGAACCGACGGACAGCCAGGAGCCGCUGGACAACCAGGACAAGACGGACCACAAGGACCAGCUGGAGACGCCGGAACCGAUGGAGCUCCAGGACAGCCAGGAGCCGCCGGAGAGCAAGGAGAGGCUGGACAACCAGGAGAGGGAGGCGGUUGCGAUCACUGCCCACCACCAAGAACCGCUCCAGGAUAUUAA
This is a messenger RNA of Caenorhabditis remanei, 918 nucleotides long. RefSeq lists its product as uncharacterized. The record is from RefSeq and is a predicted model, not a curated record. The coding region runs from base 1 to 918 and encodes 305 amino acids. NCBI's taxonomy places the organism in Eukaryota, Metazoa, Nematoda, Chromadorea, Rhabditida, Rhabditidae. The transcript has 3 exons. Gene Ontology annotation, molecular function: structural constituent of cuticle.